This is a messenger RNA of Beta vulgaris subsp. vulgaris (sugar beet), 1280 nucleotides long. Its product is annotated as GDSL esterase/lipase At5g03980. Lineage: Eukaryota; Viridiplantae; Streptophyta; Magnoliopsida; Caryophyllales; Amaranthaceae. The record is from RefSeq and is a predicted model, not a curated record. Gene Ontology annotation, molecular function: hydrolase activity, acting on ester bonds. The coding region runs from base 1 to 1134 and encodes 377 amino acids. The transcript has a single exon.
AUGGCUAAGAGAUGCAACAUCCUCGUUCUUCUUCUUCUAUGCCUUUAUCUUCUUCCUGUUGUUGUUUCUGCUUCAGUUAAUAUCAAUAUUCCAGAUUCUGAAAAACUGUCCUUUGAUCAAAUCUAUCAGUUUGGUGACUCCUUAAGCGAUACCGGCAACCUUGUUCUUGAAAAUCCAUUAGGAGCACACAAUUUUGCCAACUUUCCUUAUGGUGUUACAAUCCAUAAUCCUACUGGUCGUUGCUCUGAUGGUCUUCUUAUCAUCGAUUAUUUCGCUAAAUACUUCCAUCUCCCACUCCUUAGUCCCUUCCUUGAUAAACAGGCCAGCUUCACACAUGGUCUUAACUUUGCUGUGGCUGGCUCCACUGCUCUAGACACCGCUACUCUAGCAUCUCUAAACGUACUUUCACCUGUUACCAAUUCUUCUUUAUCUGUUCAGCUUAACUGGUUUAAGUCUCAUCUUGAAUCAACCUGUGGUAGUCCUUCAGAAUGCGAAAACAAACUCCGAAGAUCAGUGUUCUUCAUAGAGACAGGAGGUAAUGAUUACAAUUAUGCGUUACUUCAAAGGAAGACUAUUGAAGAGGUGAAAGAUAUGGUGCAUCAAGUGGUUGGAACUAUUAAAGAAGCUGUCAGAAAAGUUAUCAGUCUUGGUGCAACUCGAGUUGUUGUACCUGGUAACUUUCCUAUUGGUUGUUUACCCAUCUAUCUUGCUUCAUUCGAAACAAAGGACACGAAUCAAUACGAUGAUUUGAAGUGUUUGAAGGGAUUGAACGAAUUCGCCAAGUUUCAUAAUGAUGUCCUGAAACAAGCUCUUAGGGAGAUUCGAGCAGAGUAUGCUGGCAAGAAUGUUGCAGUGGUUUAUGCAGACUAUUAUUCAGGUUUAAGGCGAAUUCUUUAUAAUGCAGAUGCGUUCGGAUUCAAGAAAGAUGAGAUACACAAAGCAUGCUGUGGAUCUGGUAACAAUGCGUAUAAUUUUGAUUUGAUGAAGAUGUGUGGAAACAAAGGAGUUCCAGUUUGUCCAAACCCAUCUCGACUCGUCAGCUGGGAUGGAAUCCAUUUGACUCAAAGGGCUUACAUGCGCAUGGCUCAAGGCUUGUUUCAGCAAAUUAUUCCACAACUCUUACAAGUUGUUUGAUAGCUCUUUGAAAUUUUAUUUGAUAGCUUAGAAUACAUAGUUCUAUUAGCAAAUACUUAGCAAUAUAGUGUUUGUAGGAGGGUUCUAAUUCUUUUUUUUUCAAUCCAAGUAUAUGUUGUUUUAGAUUAUUUCAAUUGUGCAAGAAA